GAAGAGAGAAGUAGAGAACCUCCUCUCCCAUCUUUUUAUUCUGAGAACUCUUCUCCCCAUUUCUCUCUCCUCAAAGAAUCCAAUUUUUACCUAAACAAACUAGAAAUAAUUAUCAAAUUUUCACGUUUGGAAUUAUCUCUUCUUCGAUCCUGUUACAGGUUGUAUAUAUGUUCAUGUUGAGCUGGAUUUGGGUUGUAAUUUAAUUUCAUCUUAUGAAGAAAUCGUUUUUUCCGGAAUUAGAAAGUUGAAGUUGGACAAGUGGUUUCUGAUUGAAUUUAUGGGUAAGGGAGAAUGUAAUGCUGUUGAUAUGCUGAAUGUCGCUUUAAUCUGAGGAAUUUUGUUGAGAAGAUUGUUGUAUUUUGGUAAGAUCGUGUGGAAGUACAACGUCGUUUGUGUUCGAAAUGUCAAGUGUGAGUAGCGAAGUUGAGGAACGACCCUUGGAGGCACAGGCGAAGGAUUCGAGUUCAGAAUCUUCAAAAAAACCAAUAAGAUCAUACUCUAGGGAUUUUCUUUUAUCAUUGAGUGGGCUUGAAGUUUGUAAAAAGUUACCUGAGGGAUUUGAUGCUUCACUUCUGAGCGAAUUCGGCACCCAAGACCGUCCUCGAGCUCUGGGAAGCUCAUCUCAGCAAGGUUUCAAACGACCAGACUAUGGAUCAUCCCUACCAGCUAGAGGGGAUUCGGGUAGUUAUUCUAGAGGACUGAAUAGAUGGGAUAGUCGUUCUAGUGGACGAAGCGACACUGAUACUGAUUCAGAGUCAGGAAGGCGUUAUGGAGGCCAGGCGAGGCGGUCCUGGCAGGGUCCUGAACAUGAUGGUCUUCUUGGAAGUGGUUCAUUUCCCAGACCUGCUGGAUUUGCAGCAGGAGCACCAGCUCCAAGGUUCCGUCCUAAUGACAACAUACAUCUUAACAGGAGCAAUGAACCUUAUCAGCCUCCUCGUCCAUAUAAGGCUAUUCCUCAUUCUCGUAGGGAAGCUAAUGACUCAUUUAAUGAUGAGACAUUUGGUUCAGCUGAUGAUGCCAGUGAGGAUAGGGUGGAGGAAGAGAAAAAACGGAGAGCUGAGUUUGAACUUAUGAGGAAAGAGCAGCAAAAAUCUCUUCAAGAGAAACAUAAAUUCAAUAAAGGCAAGUCAGAGGAUCCCUUUUCUGAUUUUGGACAGCUGGACAAUUCGAGUGAUGGUAAAGCCUCGAGUGACUUGGAUAAAGUAUUGAAACAGACUCCUCAAGAGGACUUCAACAAGCUUUCUGUCCCCUCACAAGCACCUCCAUCUAGGCCGCUUGUGCCCCCGGGUUUUGUCAGCAGUGUUGAUAAAAGUUCUAUUGCCAAGUCCAUGGUUCAUGCUGAACUUUUGGAGAUUGAAACAAGAGAAUUGGAAGAUAGUCAUCAGGAUGUGAAAAACAAAAUUCAGGGAAGAGAUUUCGGUGACCCCCAUAGUCAGAUAUGUGGCACAUCAGUUAUUAAGGCGGAAAAAGUGAAAGACUUAUCUUCAGUGCUUCAAAGUGCUGAUCUUGCAGAGGCAAAAGUACUCCCUGGUGUUAAUGAGGUCCUUGAGGAUGGUGAAAUUAUCGGGAUAGAUUUUGAGGCAACUAAACCACCGAAUUUACUGGGUGAACCUGCGUGUUCAACAUCCAUCUUAGACAAGCUAUUUGGCAAUGCUUCAACAGUCAGCAAUAACAAUACUUCUAAAUUUGUGGAGGAUAAUGCUGAAACAGAUGGUAUUUGGACCUCUAAUAUGCUACAAUCUAAGUUUUCUAAUUGGUUUCCUGAAGACGACAGGAAACAUCCCGUUGACGUAUCUUCUGAGAAGUCAAAUAGUUUGCUCUCACUAUUCGUUGGUGGUGAAAAAGGUGGAUCCAACGUCCCUGACAUUUCACCCAUGGAAUCAGUCAUUACCCCUGGAACGGAAGUGGUGCACAACAUGUCCAAUUCAUAUUCUGCAACUGCCGAAUUAUCCGAGCAAUUUUCUAACAGUAGCUACGCUACAGAAAAGAAGCCUGCUGUGUUGACUUGUGAAGAUCUUGAGCAGUCCAUUCUUUCAGAAUUUGGCGGUGAUAAAUCUGAUUCUCAGCCUGAUCACGCGUUAGAUGUGAAAGUUGGACAUCCGACAAAUAAUGUUGACAAUCAAGCUUCACAACAUCUUCUUUCCUUGCUGCAGCGAGGAAUUGGGUCAAAAGAUGUGCCAUCGGUCUCACUUGAAGAAAGAACUACCGUUAAACCAUUUGAUCAGGAGGUUGGUCAAGUAGAUGUACUUGAUGGCAGCGUAAAUGAUGCUAAUAGGCUACCUAAUCCAGCCAAGACAUUGACCCUUGAAUCAUUAUUUGGGACAGCUUUUAUGAAUGAAUUGCACUCUGCCCAAGGAAAUGCAAGUAAUUCUGCCAGAACUGAUAAUUUGGAUGGUGUGCUCUUUCCUUCUGUGAUGAAUGGAAAUGGAAUCAAUCAUUCGGCUUCAAAUAAUGGGGAAUGGUUAGGGUUUAAUGAUGCUAUUAAAGAUGUAGAAUUCUCUAAACAAUCAGCUGUAGAUGCUUCUAAAUUUACUGGUAUUGAUAGGGGAUUUCAAGUUGCACUUCCCGAAGAAGAUUCCUUGAUUAAUCUCGUUGAUCCUAUAAAUGCUCAGAAUUCCAUGUCGGUAAACAAUUCAGGUUCAUAUGACUCAGACUUACUACCCUCGUCAUCAAGCAUUCCCGUUGAUGUUAUGGAAAAACUUGUAGCACUAGGUGGGACUCCUAGACAUGAAAGAUCUAUGGUAGGGGGGCAUGACCCACGUUUGUUGCAUAGUCCGUUUGAUAUGGUGAAUCCUGAACUCGGUUUCCAAAACUUGCACCCACCAACGUCUUCUCUGCAGCACCACGCUUCCCAAAUGAAUUACAGCAGACCACUAUUUCAUGGUUUGGAUUCGCAUCCUGCGCAUCUUGAUCCACAGUUAAACUUCGUUCCUCCGGAGGCUAUUAUUCAUCAUGACGCUCCAGCACAUCAUCAGUUUCCUGCAAACAUGGGUCACCCUUCUAUUACACACCCUAGUUCUGGUCUAACAGGGUUUGAUCGUCCCAUUCCCGCUCCUAUCUUGCAGCAGAUGCACAUGGCCGGAAAUCUUCCUCCACCGCGUUUGGCUAGGGGAUUUCCUGGUUCUGCUCCUGUGCCUCUUCAUCCCAGUCACAAUCCUGCCGGCUACGUUCAAGAGUCUAACCCAGUACAAAAUUUCCCAUUUGGUCAACGACAGUCAUUUUUCGGUGGCCCUGGAAUGGGCCCGACAGGUCCCGAACAUGGUGUGAGUGACAACCCUCCCGAAGCAUUUCAAAGACUACUGGAGAUGGAACUUCGAGCAAAUCCAAAACAAAUGCACCCGUACCCAUUUGCAGCUGGUGCUAGCCGAGCCAUGUAUGGACACGAGCUGGACACAGGUCUUAGGUACAGAUAAUGGUCUACGACGUAAUUUAAAAAGGAAAAACAUAUACUGUAAUCAUGUUUUAUCCCACAUGACUUUUUCAGGAUGGGUUGUAUGUGCUUACUGUAAAACUGUUGAUAAUGUAGUUUUUUCUGUUUUCAAGAUUAGAGAUUUUUACUCUAUUCA
This is a messenger RNA of Amaranthus tricolor (Joseph's coat), 3566 nucleotides long. RefSeq lists its product as uncharacterized. Lineage: Eukaryota; Viridiplantae; Streptophyta; Magnoliopsida; Caryophyllales; Amaranthaceae. Bases 402 to 3413 code for a protein of 1003 amino acids. The transcript is spliced from 12 exons. The record is from RefSeq and is a predicted model, not a curated record.